AGCCGGGGCGGGGCGAGCCGGGGCCGGGCGCCAUGGAGGGCGGCGGGCGGCGGGUGGUGGCGGUGGGCGCGGGGCUGGCGGGGCUGGGGGCGGCGCAGCGGCUCCGCGGGCACGGCUCCCUCCGCCUGCUGGAGGCAGCGCCCCGCGCCGGGGGCCGCGUCUGCACCCGCCCCUUCGCACUGGGGCUGGUGGAGAUGGGGGCGCAGUGGAUCCACGGCCCCUCACCAGGGAACCCCGUCUUCCGCCUGGCCACCCACUAUGGCCUGCUGGGCCCAGAGGCUGCCCGGGAGGAGAACCAGCAGGCAGAGGUGGGGGGCCACCCCCCACUUCCCUCCAUCACCUACUGCAGCUUGGGGAGGGCGCUGAGCCCCCAGGUGGUAAGUGAAGCCCAUGACCUAUUCGACACCCUCCUGGCCUCCGCCCGCGCUUUCUGGGGGACCAAGGAGCCACCAGUGCCCAGUGUGGGACAGUACCUGCGGGAGGAGAUUGCCCGGAGAGUCCCCACAUGGGGGGGCGGUGAGGAGGAUGCCCAGCAGCUCCGGCUGGCAGUUCUUGCCACCUGCCUCAAGCUGGAGUGUUGCAUCAGUGGGACCCACAGCAUGGACCUGGUGGCCCUGGAGCCCUUUGGGGAGUAUGUCUCCCUGCCCGGCCUGGACUGCACCUUCCCAGGCGGCUACAGCAGUUUGCCCAAUUGCAUGCUCUCAGCACUGCCGGAGGGCACUGUCCUACUCAACAAGGCUGUGAGGACCAUCCGGUGGCAAGGGUCCUUCCGCGAGGAAGGGGAUGAUGCCAGGGAUUUCCCUGUUCGGGUGGAGUGUGAGGAUGGAGACAGUUUCCUUGCUGACCACGUUAUUGUCACUGUCCCGCUAGGUUUUCUCAAGGAACACCACCAGGACUUCUUCCAGCCUCCCCUGCCUGAGUGGAAAACAGAAGCCAUUCGCCACCUGGGUUUUGGCGUCAACAACAAGAUCUUGCUGGAGUUUGAGCAGCCUUUCUGGGAACCCCAGCAGCAGUUUAUUGAAUUGGUGUGGGAGGAUGAGUCACCCCUUGAGAAGCCCAGCACUGACCUGGAGGCCAGCUGGUUCAAGAAGCUCACUGGAUUUGUGGUCCUCCAGCCACCGGAGCAGCAUGGGCACGUCCUUUGCGGUUUCAUUGCGGGGAAGGAGUCUGAGCACAUGGAGACACUGAGUGAUGCAGAGGUUCUCAGCACCAUGACACGCGUCCUCCGCACACUAACAGGGAAUCCACACCUGCCCGCUCCCAGGAGUGUGCUCAGGUCCCAGUGGUACAGCGCUCCCUACACCCGGGGCUCCUACAGCUACGUGGCCGUUGGCAGCUCAGGGGAUGACAUCGAUGUGCUGGCUCAGCCUCUGCCCGAGGACCCUGAGGACCCCAGGCCUCUGCAACUCCUCUUCGCCGGCGAAGCCACCCACCGCACCUUCUACUCCACCACCCACGGGGCCCUGCUGUCGGGCUGGCGAGAGGCCGAGCGGCUCAACCAAUUCUUCGAGGCACCCAGCCCCACUCCUCGGCUCUGAGGCAGGAAAAUAAAACCCGUGUUUCGCGGGC
Molecule: messenger RNA, 1569 nt
Organism: Falco peregrinus (peregrine falcon)
Lineage: Eukaryota; Metazoa; Chordata; Aves; Falconiformes; Falconidae
Gene: PAOX
Product: polyamine oxidase
Exons: 7
Coding region: 33-1538 (501 amino acids)
Molecular function (GO): polyamine oxidase activity
Source: RefSeq, a predicted model, not a curated record